AUGUGUGGUAUUUGGGCACUUUUCGGUAUCGAAGUACAUUCGAUUUCCAAAUAUGACAAGACUUUUGCGAAGAUCAAACACAGGGGACCCGACGCUUGGAGAUUGGAGUUCGAUUUAAAAGUGAAAGUAAAUAUUAUACGCUUAAAAUUAUUAAAAAAAAAAACAUAGUUAGCAUACAGUAUUUAAAUUGUGAAAUAUUAUUAUUGUUUUUUUUUUUUUUUUUCUAGAAUGCGUGCCUUGGAUUCCAUCGUCUCGCCAUUAUUGAUAGCCUUUACGGGAUGCAACCGAUGAAAUUACAUAAAUUUCCGUUUUCCACUAUGAUAUGCAACGGAGAAAUUUUCAACUGGAAACAAGUAAAUACUGAAAUAAAUCAAUAAAUAAUUAAAUGUUUUAGUCAAAAAUUGAAACCCUUAACUCCCUUUCUUAAAUACGCCACUGAGUAGGUGAUUGGUACAUAAUAUUGAACACGAAUAAUUUUCUUUAAUUAAAAUAAUAUGAAUUUCACAACAGAUAUUCAGUUUCUUUCAUUUUUGAUUUAGCUCAAUCGCGUGUUUAGCUGACUUAUUAAAAUUCACUGUAAGAAUAUACGGAGGAGAAUUACUUAUUUUUAAUACUUAGAGUGGUUGAAAACGAUUUGUUUUUAAUAAAUUCAGAUGGAUAAUAGCUUAUGUAAAAUAAGUAUAUUUCCAAUAGUUCAAUUUCUGUUUUAAAAAAUGAUUUGACUUCGUAUAUUUUUUUUUUAAAUGUUUUGUAGAAAAAAUAUUUUUAUUUGGUAUUUUUUUUUUUUUGUGGCAUUUUUAUUUACUGGUUUAUUUUAAGAAAAUAACUCAAUACUCUUCAGUUAAAUUAAUUAAAUAAAGAACCGGACAAAUUUUUCCUACAAACCUUAGACAAUAAAAAUACAUAAAUUUAAAUAUUAGGCGAACGGUAGUGGACAAAUUUCACUCCAGCUCAUUGUUCUUAAACGUCAUAUUCGUCCUUAAAAACUACCGUCAUACAUUCUCUUUUCUUCUUAAAUGAGAAUCGGCCAGUAAAUUAGUGGAAAAGUCAUUAAUUUCAAAAUUUACAAAAUUGAAAAAAUUUGGAAAACCGUUCGAUUAUAAAAAUAUGUGGUUAUAAAAAUAUGAUUUGUCUCACGAUAAUAUCUUUCAGCAAUAUUUUCAUGUGUGAUUUGAUAUAGCUUGGAGAAAAACACGGUUUCAACUACGAAACUCAAUGUGACGUUGAAAGCGUACUGCAACUUUACGGAACCUUCGGUAUCGAAGAAGCUCUAAAACAAUUAGAUGCAGAAUACGCGUUCUGUGUGAUCGAUUCUCAGAAACAAAAAAUAUUUGUCGCAAGAGACCCAUUUGGUGUAAGGCCAUUAUUUUACUUGUCAUCGAGUAACGGAAUAGUCGGCAUAUCUUCUGAAGCAAAAGGUAUUGGGGGUCUAUUUUGGAAUGUUAUACACAAAAUAUAUAUAUAUAUAAACUAGACACAAAAUAUUUUAUUUAAAUGUAAGCGUAAAACUAAAAAAUCGUUUACACAAAUACACAUAUCACACUAAUCGUGACUUUUAAUGAAAAAAAUGUAUCCUUUACUCGUUAAUAUCGUCUGCAUUAUACCUAAACAAAAUAUACUUUUUCCAAAAACCAUUUUUUUUUUUCACUGCAGUAUUAAAAAAUAUAUUCAUUUUCGGUGCACAUAAUAUAGGUCUAAUAAAAUUAGUGGGCGAACUUGGACUUACUGAAUGGGAAAUGAAACCUUUUCCACCGGGUCACGUGGCAGAGUACAAUAUUCUACCAGACGGAAAACUUGAAAUGAUCUCGUUAAAUCGAUUCUUUAGAGCCGAGGAACCCAUUUUGCCACCUGUACCUCUCAAAGAGGGUAAGUAAAUCGUAAUAUCAAUACGUAUAUGUUCGACGAGCUUGUCACAGCUAUAAUAUAUUGUUCGUGUCCAACGAUGAUAUUUUUACGUACAAUUUUAGGUCUGACCGAGGAAGUGGUUCGUGCCAAUAUUCGCGAUUUAUUGACACAAUCAGUCGAAAAAAGAAUGAUGUCGAAUCGACGUAUCGGCUGUUUGCUUUCCGGUGGUUUGGAUUCCAGUCUCAUAGCUGCCAUACUGGUCAAACUUUCCAAAGAAAAGGAUUUACCGUAUCCGAUCCAAGUAAAAUUAAAAACCAAAAAAAAAAACCAUUUGCGAUUUAUUUGAAAUUAUUAUUUCGCAGACGUUUUCAAUUGGAAUGGAAGAUAGUCCUGACAUACUAGCAGCAAGACAGGUGGCCAAACACAUUGGCUCCGAACACCACGAAGUGAUUUUUACUGCCGAAGACGUGUUGAAUGUAUUAGAUAAAGUUAUUUACACCUUAGAAACGGCGGACAUCACAACGAUAAGAGCGUCGUGUGGUAAACAAUUUGUUAAUAUUAUUAUUAUACUAGUAAUUAUUAUUUUUUAUUAACUUAAUAAUUUAUGUACCUGGGCAUAAGACAGAAAAAUGUUUAGUGAAUAUCCACUGUAUCUACGUGUCCUAACUCUUUUGACUUUACGCAAUUACGCUUUCCCCUACCGGUGAGAGUUUUUCCUACAUAAAAUAUGAUAUUUUGUUACAAAAUUUCCAAUAAUUUGCCAUUUAUUUUCAAUGGGUUGCAUAGUAAUCUGCACAAAAUCUUACUCUACUUGAUGUCCAAUAGACUUUAUAUUGUAAAUCCAUUUGGACACAGCAUAAACUUCUUUAAAAAUGUCCUAAUAUAAGAUAUAAUAACGUAGUGUCUAUUAUGACUGUAGUAACAUAUAUUUUUAACAGUUCGUUUAACCUUUAACAUAUUGUAAAACUCUUCGCGUGUCUCGGUGAUUAGCCGAGUGAACGCGGUUUGGCGUGUUUUUUUUAUUAGUUUUAUAUUAAGUCAAUUGUUAAAUGAAAAAAAAAAUUAAAAUUCACAGUAAAAACCUAAUCAUUUUAUAACCAGAUUUUACUAUAAUUAAAAUGCUUUUAUAAUAUGGUAAGCAGUUAAAGCUAAAAACAUUAUUAUAAUAAAAAUAUCAAUCCUACGAUGUACCAUUAUAGCAAUAAUUACGCUAGUAAAAGCUUAAAAAGUCAAUGGAAAAAUUGUACAGACAAUAAUAAAUAAAAGCAAACAACGUAAAUACACAUAAUUUUUUAAAUAAGUAUACGCAAAUCAAUUUUUUAUAAACAAAAUUGCAUUUCUGUGAUUCAAAACAAACAAACGGACGAACAUCCGUCAAGUAAAGUUAAAUAAAAGCUUGUAAUUAUAACGAUCUUUCAAUAUUUGUUCAAAUUAUAUUUACUUACCUAUAUUUAACUUACGUAUAGAUUGUAUAUAAUGAUAGUAAUAAAUUAAGCACUGGGCGUUUUUCGAAAAUCCAGAAAAAAAUUUUUUUUUUAUAUAAUAGUUCGGAAAUGGUUAUUUUUUUGGAUAAUAUUUACGUAUUAUUCCGUUGACCGAAUAUAGUUUUGUCGAAUAGGCAGUGGCGGCCCGGGGUUUCAUGAGAUGAUCAUCUCACAACUGAAAUGUAAUGUUUGUAAGGGGGGAGGGGGCUCAUGUGAAAUAAACUGAUAAAAUUAAUUUUUUAAAAGAAAUUUUGUCUACGUCUGUAUGUUUAUCUAAUCUAAAAUAUGAUAUAAUAACCAAAAUAAUGUUAAAAAAUGUCAUUUAAUGUACGAAUAAUGAUUAGAAACAUAAUAUUGUCAAAAAAAAAAAUAAAAACGUGUUCAACAAUAAACAAUAAAAAAGAAGUCCACGCCCUAAAAAAAUAUUAUAAAACGAAAUCUUUUUUUUUUUUUUUUUUUGAUGUAUAACGAGUAAUUUUACCUUUUUACAGUAUUAUCAUACAUAUCUUAACAAAUUGUACAUACAAACAUACCUACGUUCAUUGGUAAGGACGUAAGAUAUAUACACAUACAUAGGUAUACGCUAUCGUUUUGGUAAGUACCUUUACGAAAAGUACAUAGGUACAAUAAAGGUAGAUAGUACGCAUUUAUACUUACGUCUGUAUAAACUUUAUUCGGAAUUUCACUUUUAGAUUCUGUGUAUAACGAAUUUUAUUUAAUAACUAUAUUGAUUGGGUAGACAAAUACUCCAAUCCAAUUUGUUCAUCCAGUACCUCAAAAGAUGUGGAAUUUCUGCGCGAUGGCACUUUAUUUGAAACAUUCAUCGACAUUUUUAGUAGUUCGUCCCCAAGAUUCUAUUUUUUUUCUAAGUUUUCUCGAAAACAUCGGAAAAAACACUACCUACUAUAAUAAUAUACUACUCCGUUCCGUUUGCAAUGAUUUUAUGAGUACAAACAGUUUAAAUUCAAACCUCGUUACAACUUCACUGUGAAGUGUGAACAUUUCAAUUUUUAAGAAUUGUUUUUAAAUUUACAUUGAUAUCAAAUAUUAUCCAAAUUUCAGCGAAAAAGAAAUAUUCGAGCUUAUACUUUUACGUGUGCCUAUCGCGUACAUAAUAUUAUAUUUGUACCUAUACCGAUGAUUUUAUGAUUUUAUAAUAUUUUAAUUCUAUUAAAUCGAUAAUACUUAUCGUUGUGCAGGCAUGUACCUAGUAGCUCAGUACAUAAACCAAAAAACCGACACGGUGGUAUUGUGCAGUGGCGAGGGUGCCGACGAGGUGGCGCAAGGUUACAUAUAUUUCAGAGACGCUCCCUCACCGGAACACGCACACAACGAGAGCCUUAGACUAUUAAAUGACAUUUACAUGUACGACGGAUUGCGAGCCGACAGAACGACCGCGGCUCAUGGGUUUGUAUACCAUUAAGAUUUCUCAGAUAUUAAAAAACUCAGGAUAAAUAAUAUACAUAGCACAUAGUUUUUUUUUAUUAAAUAGUUAUGCAUCAAUACGUGUCUAUACACCUCCAUUAAAAAAACUCCUCGAGAAGGUAGACCGAACUUACCCUUUAACAUUUGAUCUUUCUACAAUUACCAGUGAGAGUAUUUUCUAAUUUCUUAAACAUAAAAAUGUAAUAUUUCAUUACAAAAUCUACUCAUUCGACCAUUUAACAUUUAUUUUCUAUAAUGGACAGUGAACACAUAAUAAACAAAAUCUUACUUUGCUACAGGUGUCCAAUGGACUUUACUGUGUUCCAUUAGAACACAGGAAACAUUAAAAAAAUUGCCCUGAUACAUAGUAGUAGCAGUAAUAGUACUCGAUCAUUAAACGAAUAUUCACUGUGAUUUUUGCAGGAUGUUUCGAUACAUACUAUCUGGAUAUUAAUCGGUAAUGAUUAUUGUCUUGAUUAAUAUAGUCUGUAAAAGAGGUACAAAUUUGUAUUUUAUAAGUGCUGUACUUAUAUCUAGUAUUUUAUUGGAUAAAUAACACACCUAUGUUGUCUAAUACUAUAUGCAGAAGCGUAAGUAUAUAUGAAGGAUAUCGGCAAAAACCAGGAAAGUUAAUUUUUUCAGAGAAAAAUAUUUUUUUAAUUUCAAAACGUAACAAUUUUUUUUACAAAGUAAAACUUAGAACUUUUUAAACUUUUAAAUUAGUAACCACAACACAAUAAUGUCAUAUUAUAUUAUUAACCAUGACUAUAGCUAUGUAUUAACCAAACACUUGUCUGGUUAUCAGUUGGCUCAACUUUUCUUUUCCUGUAGGCCUAAACUAUUUACUAUUUAAAGCUCAUUACUUUCGAUUACUUUGGUUUUUUCGCCUAUUCAAUAAUUUGUGCGAUCACAAAGGUACAUCAGUACAAAUUGUUUGUACCAAUAUUGUCAUUUUAGAAAAAAAUUAAAAUUUUUUGGUUUUUUUCCCUGUAUCCUUCGUAUUAUUUAUGGGGGGGGGGUCUAAUUAUAAAUUAUUUUAUAGAAGUGAAUUUAUAUUUGAAAAAAAAAUUAAUAUUGAACCGUUAAUAUUGAGUUGAAAGAAAUGGUAGGGGAGAGUUCAAACCCUACACAACCUCUUUCGCUUUUGGAUACAUAAUUACUAUAUAGUGCCUAUAUAUGAAAACUCUGAAAUUCCGGAAAUAUUGCUGAUUUUUUUAAAAAUUCAAAUUUUUGAACUUUAAAAUUAUGUUCGGAUUAUGCAGCGAUAUUAAAAAUCUGGAUUUCAUGAGUAUUCGAAUUUUAAACGCAACACUAUAUUAUAGUGUUCUAGCUAUAUUUUUCACUGGUCAUCUUGUUUUUCAGGCUCGAGCUGAGGGUGCCGUUUCUGGAUUUGCGUUUCGCUCAGUAUUACCUUGGACUACCCAAGACGAUGCGACAACCGCAAAACCAAAUCGAAAAAUAUCUACUCAGGUCCGCGUUCGACGGCACGGGGCUUUUGCCGAAUGAUGUUUUGUGGCGGCACAAAGAGGCUUUCAGGUGAUGAUUUUCAGCUCCCUGCGGGCACAAAUCAAAAAUUGCUACAGUAAUGUGAUUGUCUCUUAUAUUAUGUAGGUAAUUAGUGUGACGGGAGAGAAGUGGGACGAAUGACAAUUAUACUUUUCUAUUGCGGUUUUAACGUCAAUCGAUUUAUCAAACAAUAAUGUUUACAAAUAUCAGAAAAUAUGUUUAGGUUACUAAUAAUUAAAACUAAAAAAAAGAUUCUGGUUAAAUUCUUAUCAGCUCCCUCGUAUUGCAGUAUAAUAAUGCCAUUCAAUUAGAACGUGAUCAAUUAUAUCAUAAUAUAGUGUCCCGUACCUUGCAUAAUUUAUAUAACUUAGAUUAUAGGUUACGUAGUAUCAUCAAGUACAUAUUAUAUUGAUUUAUAUAAUAUAUAUAGAGAGAAAUACGAUGGUGUGUUCGAUUUGUGGGUCACAUUAUCGUAGUCGUUAUUUCGUCCUCUGUUGUUUAACUUCAAAAUAAUAAUAGUAUUAUACAUAAUAAUUACGGCUCGAAUUUCAAUGUCCUAAAAACAAUGAAAAAAUCUUCUAAAAAUGGCAAAAAAAAAAAUGCCUUUUAACAAAAUAAUGAAUUUAACAAAUUAUCUAAAAAUACUAAAAUAUUCUUUGAUAAUACAGAAUAAAAGUUCCAUUGUUUUCAUUUAUUUGACUCCGGGUGCUGUACCACAGCCGUUAAUAAAGAUAAAAUAAAAGGCGUUAUAGAUAUCAUAUUAUGUAAAACGAUUGAGAAUUGAUGAAGAAAUUACUAAAAUUUAUUUAAGCAUAUUUCAUGAAAACCGAAUUUCUAAUAAUAAUAAUAUUUAAUAAUAAUAAUAUUUUGAAUUAUUUGAAUUUAAACUAUAAGGUAGAUAUUUCAUGUAAUGUAGGUUUAAAUAUCCAUAUAAAACUAAUAAAACAAUAAAAAAAAAAAAAAAAGGAAUUCGAAAAAUCGAAUUAAGUACUUGAAAAGCAUUGUUUUAAAUAAUCCACCAAAAAAUGAUUAUUGCAUUGAAAUUUGGAACCAAAUAAUAAUAUACUCUAUCGAAAUUAUAACUUAUAUUUCAAUUUGUCCGUUGAUUGACCAACAGAACACGAAUGUAUUGAAAAAAAAAUGUACACUAGGCAAAAUUAUCCACUGAAAAUAAAAUUGCCAGUAAUUUAAUUCUAAUGAAAUUAAACAAUAUUAUUACGCAAUAAACCUAUCAAAUAUCAAAUAGGUAGGAAUUAUAAAAUAAAUUAAAAUAUAUUACGUUGCAUAUGAAACAUUUUCUUUGAUAAUAUAAAUAGUUCCAUUAUUAUAGAAAUUUUAUCAAAUAGGUAUAAUAUGUAAAAAUAUGUUAUCACUCCGCCACGGAAUGUCAAAAUUAUUAACUUUUACGAUUUAAAAAUCAUAUUUUAUCAAAUUACACCUAUACGAGAUUCCCAAAUAAAUUAUAUUAUACAUAUACAGUGUAUGCGUACGUAUAAAAUGAUGAUAACUUCCAAAAAUCUACCAUUAUUGUCUCUAACAUAAUUAAAGUCAAUGAUAUAUCUAAGAGUUAAAUUUACAGUGGAAUAUAAUGGAAAAAUGACCCGUGAUAAAAACCAAAAACAAUAUUUACUUCAAGUCGUUACCUACUCUAAAAAGAGCAUUAUUUGAGAUUAAUAGGUUUAAAAAAUAUGAAUUCAGUUUUAUAAAAAUAUAUUCAAGAAUACGAAUUACGCAAAAUGUUCUUUCAAAUAAAUAACAUUCUUAUACUUUUUCGAUAUAGUUAUUAUUACUUUUUUUACGCUUGAAAAACAUAUAAAACUAUGUUAUUUUUAAAAAAAAAUAUAGGAAUACGCAACUUCAACCCUUUUGUUUAUUAAAACGUUUUAUGCAUCGUUCUUAUGUGUAUUCAAACAAACUAAGAUUGUAUAAUUAAUAGAUUUCCAAAGUUCAGUUUUAAGGAACACCCUGAUAUACGUAUUAUCAGUUAUUUAUUAUAUAAAUGUACACAGUAGGUAGGUAUAUACAAAAAUAUAAGUAUAGGUACAUUGGGUUUCAUAAGACAUAUUUCGGUUUUAAAUUAUUCUAAAAUCGCGAUCAAAAAACAAAAGAAAAGAAAAGACAUGGACAAUUUUUACACUAAUAUAUUUGCUUUAACUAUCGACCAUUUUGUAAUUGGACAUUUUUUCCACGAUUAUAGUAAAUAACAUAUCGGUAAGUAUACGUGUCAUUGCGGUGUAACUUUAUAUAACAUGUUAUUAAGUAUGUAGGCGAGGGCGCCUAUUCAGACGAGGGAAAAAAUGAAACUAGAUUUCAAAAUAUAUUUAUAGUACAUAGAUAUAUUAGAUUGGUAUUUCUUGAAAAGUAAUGAAGAAGUAUGUAAUUAUGUAAACAUUAGCUUAGUGAUAAGCAAAAGUCUAUGCAGGUUAUCAUUAUAAUUAGGUAAAAAAAACUUAAUAGAAUUUAUUUUGAUGGAUUCAAAGUAUGCAUAAUUAUUUUUUGAAUACUUUGUUAUUUUCUAAGGGAGAACAUGUCUCUCUCUUAAUCCCCCCCCCAAGGCACCCAUUUAUGUAGGUACCAGUUUUAGACAAAAUAUUAUUUUGUUUUAAUAUUUAUAAUAUUUUUAUAUAUUAUUUUAUUUUUAUAUAUAUAUUAUAUAUAUUGUACAUUUUUCGAAUCGAUUAUACGUUUUGAUUAUUGUGAUUUGCGAUACACGUGCCCAUGUUUAAUACCAAAUUUAAAAAAUCGGUGAAAACGGGUUUUUGAGGUUUAAUUAAAAUUGGUGGGUGGUUUGUGAGUUAUGGGUAGGGUCUUAGACAUAAGACUGUAAAACCAUAGAACCGUGACAUUGAAGCAACAACUUAUAAAAAAAUUAUUACUGAUUUUAUUCAUAAGAGUAGUGAUAAAUGGUGGUAAUGAUAAGUUUAAAAAAUUGCCGAGCCUCAAACAAAACAAAUAUUCUCCUCACUACUUAAUGAAAAUACGUUAUUUUUGUACUUAUAUUAUAAAUUAAUUAUAGUCCUUGUAGGUUGUAACAAAAAUAAAGCAAUAGGUUAUGUUAACUCAUAAAUUAUAAUUAUGAUAAUAUAGUGACGGCGUAACGACUAUUAAGAAAUCGUUGUUUAACAUCAUUCAAGAAUGGAUCGAGCCGAAGUAUACGGAUGAAGAAUUAAAAUUAGCUGCAGAAAAAUAUCAACACUGCCCUCCGAACUCGAAAGAAUCUCUGUACUAUAGGUAUGCGUUUAUAAUAUUAUGUAUUUUUGAAUUGCAUUGAAUCCAAUUGGACCAAAUCGCAACUGUGCCAUGAGUAUACUAUACAAAAAAGUCCAUUUUAAUAAAAAUCAUUUUGCGGGAAAAAUCUGGCAGACGUCUAUAAUUUUUAAAUAAAUAUAUUAUCAUAUAGGGCAUUACGAAUUUUCUUUAAUUCCUGUAAAUUAAUUUUUUAAAUAGAUACAGUUACGUCAUAUUAUUUUUAUUUUUUAAAAGGAAUAUUUUCUAAAAUACUGUACAAACCUGUUAAUUUUCCAAAAACAAAAAACUGAUAACUUCAAAAAUAUUGAAAUCAACAAAACAAGAGAGGAGUUAUAAGUCCAUAAAUAUUAAAUUGUACAACCAAAAUUAUAUACAUUACAAAUACAUUACGCUAAUUUCUAAAAUAUACAUGUUUAGCAAUAUAAUAAUAUUAUAAUGGUAUUUAGGGACAUAUUUGAAAACCACUACAAAGGGCUAUCGUCUAAAUUCAUGCCUUACUUUUGGAUGCCUAUGUGGACUAAAGUCAAAGAUCCGUCGGCGAGAUUUAUUCAACACUAUGCAGCUAAAUAA
Cinara cedri is the source of this 10079-nucleotide messenger RNA. Lineage: Eukaryota; Metazoa; Arthropoda; Insecta; Hemiptera; Aphididae. The record is from the annotation of a GenBank genome assembly.